Messenger RNA from Microtus ochrogaster (prairie vole), 1491 nucleotides. The record is from RefSeq and is a predicted model, not a curated record. NCBI's taxonomy places the organism in Eukaryota, Metazoa, Chordata, Mammalia, Rodentia, Cricetidae.
UUUUUUGAGACAGAUCUUGCUAAAAUUUCUGUGUUGGCGUAAAACAUGCAAUCCUGCCAAGCAGCCUCCGGAGGGACUGCACGUGCCCACUAUGCCCUGUGAGGGAAGCUGAAUUAUUGUCUCUACGGCGAGGGAGGCCCUCCGCAGAAGACGCAACAGGAAGGCUGUGAGAACGUUUGUUAACGCGAAGGACACGGUAUCCAUUUCCCUCCAGCUCCAAGGGAUCAGAAACUUCAGGGUACGGCUUCUUUAAGAGGCAAACCAAAAGCACUACAAAUCCCGGCCAGCCCCGAGGAUGAGGCGGAGUCUGUACUGCACUGCGCACGCGCCGUUCGCACGCGGUUCCGGGUCUUGGUGUUCGGUUCGCAGAACCGCAGACCGUCUUGAGCGAGGCUGUAAAAUUUAGGAAGCUGCUUCUGUCUCUCUCCGGUUCCCGGAUCGCCCGCCGUGUCACGUAGAGGUGAUCGGGGAGGGCCGCGGCUGGGUUCAAACUCGCGCUGAGCCGCGAUGACCCAGUCUUUGGUUUGCCCCGAGACCGUGAGCCGGGUGAGUUCUGUGCUUAAUCGCAACAGCCGGCAAUUUGGGAAGAAAUAUCUUUUUGACGAGGAUGAGGAAACAUGCUGGAAUUCCGACCAGGGCCCCUCCCAGUGGGUGACACUCGAGUUUCCCCAUCGUGUUCACAUCACACAGCUGCAGGUGCAGUUCCAGGGCGGCUUCUCCAGUCGCCACAGCUGCCUGGAAGGUUCACAAGGUGGGGACACCCUCAGUAAGAUUGUGGACUUCUACCCUGAGGACACCAACGCCCUUCAAACCUUCUCCAUUCCUACUGUGGAGGUGGACCGGCUGAAGCUGACCUUUGAGGACACCACGGACUUUUUUGGUCGUGUGGUCAUUUACCACCUGAGGGUGCUGGGUGAGAAGGCAGUGUGAGAGCAUUGGCCCACCUCCAGGAAGACCCCUGGGAGGCACCCAGAAGCCCUUCAACUUCUGCACAGAUUUAUUGGUUCCUGUUGGGGAGGAUCCCUUCCCACCACUGUCCAGGAGCUGCCUCAAGCCAGUUGUGGGGCAGCCUGGCUUAUUCCCUGAGUGCCUGGGUCCCCAGCAGGCCAUCUUCACUCUGGGUCUGCAGGCCCCAGAGUUCUCUGGAACAGUUGGAGGAUGUGGUUCUCCAUCACCUGUUGCACUGUGGGAGGAGGUGGGAGGCAGUGUGAGCAGGAGGGGGAGGUGUGAGCGGGAGAGGCUGCUGGAGGCCUUGAGCAGAGUGUAGCCACCAGGAGGUGACUCAGCCCAGCCUUGAGCCUGGGACCCUCAACGGUCCAGCAGGGUGGGGUGGAGCUACCUUGGGGCUGUUUUAAGAAGAGGCCCCUCCUCCACUUGGUGCUUCCCACCCACGCUAUCCACUAAGUCAGAGCAAUACCAGACCCUCAGCCAAUGUGACCACACCACUAUAGCUUUCCCAGCCUCCAGAACCAUGAAUCCAAAUAAAACUUA